Molecule: messenger RNA, 2296 nt
Organism: Nematostella vectensis (starlet sea anemone)
Lineage: Eukaryota; Metazoa; Cnidaria; Anthozoa; Actiniaria; Edwardsiidae
Exons: 4
Coding region: 246-1910 (554 amino acids)
Source: RefSeq, a predicted model, not a curated record
UAAGCAUCCUGGGGAAAAUUGAUCCAAAACAAAAUUCGGCCAUUGUUGGUAGAUUUCCCGUUCUAAAAACAAAAACAAUAAACAUUUUCUCGUCAUGCUUUCUAAAAAGAAGGACAUCAUCAAGUAAACAACAACAACAAUCGUUGUCCGUAUUUCUAGCGAAGUAACUAUUUCCGAUUAUAUAUCCGCCCAUUUCGUGAAAUCCGGAUUCCAUGGAACCGUCGAAGUGAAAGGAUAAAGUAAGUAUGGCGGAAAAUGUGCUAGAUGUUUAUGCUGAAUACUCAAGCUAUGAUGGCACUGAGAAAGGUCGCUUGAGCCUAGAGAUAUCUUCAUGGAGGACCAAACUCGUAAGGGAUUUGAAAAAUGUCAUUCAAAAACAGCUGAAAAUCCCGAGAUGCGAUCAAACACUAACAUACCGUGAGCAAGUUCUCUCGGACGAUUCGGUGCUCCUUUCAAGUUUGUAUCUGCGAGAGAAAGAUGUGCUACAACUUCAAUUCCUCGCAAGUGGGAAGCUGGACGAGAUGAAUGAGCUUAUCUCCAAUCUCAAAGAGUUCGCAGAGGCGAUCACGGAUGAUUCGAAAAGACACGAUGAAAUUCUAACUCUAGUAGAAUCCAGAUGUGAAUCUACAAGCGAAGACGAAGAGGAUGCAAACCCUUUGUUUCCGAUGUCCAAAUAUGAUCUUGUCCUCAGAGCACUUGAAAACUUGGCUUUCAUGUACUUCAUUCCUUGGAAAAGCAACCAAUCGACUGCACAAAGACAUUACUUUGUACAGGAGGGAGGGUUUGGCACUUUUCUUAUUGUGUUUACUUUCUCACACAAAAGAUACCAGAUUGAUUCUAACACCAGUAAACCCAAAAGGUCCUGGUACCGGGCUACUAAUGAACCAUCUAACUUGGAGCGAAGACUAGCACAUUAUAACAAUGAACAACAAAUGCUAGAGAUGCACUGCCUUAGCCUUCUCUGGAACUUUUCUGAGACUAGUCAUGACAGGCUACAUGCUAUGCGCCGUGGUGCUGUGGAGAAAGUUGUUGACGCCUUGCUAUUGGACCCACAUAUGCAAGCACCUGAAGAAGAUGAUUUUUGGGUGACAGUCAGUCUGAAUGAGACGGCUGUUGGGUGUCUUGUCCAAUAUGCAGAAUUCACAGGGACUCAAGAAGCCAUAGCCAAGGACAGAGCAACUGUCAACAAACUCAUAACAAUGGUCGAGUGCCGAUUACAUGACACAACAACAUCAUACUAUUCUAUGUACUCCAGUCAAAUUGCUGCAAACACCCUGUUUUGCUGCGCUUCAAGUGUCAGGUCACCUAUUGAUCUUGUGAGAAGUGGGGUUCAUGUGCGCAUGAUUGAGUUAACAAGGAAGCUGCUGGCCAAACAGAAUGACAUGGCAAUAAGGUAUUAUUGUUGUAUAUUCCUGGGUAGAGUACUCUGCUGUCCUCUCAUCAAGUUGGACUCAAACACCAUCAAAGAUAUCGACAAAUUGCUGGACAAAUUCAUGUCUUUACAUAAACCCGAAGACAUUUCUGCCUGGGAGGAAAAACACAACUAUGUCUGGAUUACAAUGGUGCCUUUCAUUACCCUGGCAUUUGCAGGGGGGCAUUCAAUCAGGCUUAAAUAUGACACAGUACCAACUCAUGCAUUGCCAUGGUUACCUGGUUCGCCUGCCACUCAGCGCCUGGGGUUAUUCUGCUUACGUCAUAUGUUUGCCUCUCCUGAAAACUGUAGCCUGGUUAGGAAGGAAAAACUUCUCCCAUAUCUGGUCUGCCUGAAGCGGUAUUUGGAUGGCAAAGAGAGGGAAGCUUUGGAUCACUGCUUAAGACUCUUUUCUCCUCAUGAACCUCCUGCAUUGAGUGCUAUCGCCAAGGCAACAUUAGCCCUUAUAAGGGGCUUCCAGCCCACCUUAAAGAUGUGAGAUGUCACCAUGACAACUCUGGCAGCCUUCUGCCUUGGAUCAUUAAGACUUCCCUAGCUCUAAAUAAGGGGGCUUACUAGAUAGCAUUGAGUUGUGAAAAAGAACAAACUGUGUUAAAAAAAAACAGUUUUUUUUUUCAAAGACAUAUUUGUAUAGGCCUCAGUUUUGACCACCAUAGAAUCAAUUUUCAGGAUAUUCUUGAAAACAAAUGUUGAAGAUGAAAAUGUUGAUAUAUAAGAAUUUUAUUUACAUUUAUGUUGACAAUUACAAAGAAAAAAGAUAUAAUUAGAAAUAUUUAUUGUAACAAUGCAUGAAUUUAUCCCAAACUCUACCAUGUCCAUAUUUUUUAAAUAAAAUGUCAAUACUAAUAAAAGAUGUGAGACAAA